UACACAGGAGACGAACAGAUCCGGAAUUUAUUCACUCAAACUAAAUGUUAUGAGCUGAAACAGUAAUGGCACUGAAACUUGUGCUUGAAACAAAUAUCUUAUAAUAAUACUGUGAUACUUUUUGAAGCGACAUGAUUUUAGAGAAAUAUUGUGGCCAUUUGCUUUGGGACAAAAAACUUGCUUGGGACACUUCAAGUCCUAUUUUGUCGCCAUGUUUCAGUGAAACGCUGCUUCUUUGGUUCCCAUCUUUUGCCUUCUUCUUUGCUGUUCCUUUUGUUAUUUUAUCAUCAACUAAAUCAUCAAAACUGCAACUUGAAUGGACUUUUAAAUUAGUCUUUAAAUUAAUUCUGUCUCUCACUUUAAUAAUCUCAAACAUUUAUGAGCUCAUUUCUGUCGGAAUACAAAGUCGUCACACUAAACAGACUUAUCCAUACCAAUACUGUUCACCGUUGAUAAAGUUAGUUUCAUUUACAACAGCAACUUAUUUAUUGCUAUUAUGCAAAAGGAAGGGGAUUCAAAGCUCUGGACUACUGUUCAUCUUUUGGAUGUCAAUGGUUAUCCAGUCCAGCAUCAAUUAUUGGACAGUAAUUGCAACUCUCCUAAGUUUGGUACCCUUGCCAUGGACUUAUGGACAAGCUGAUUUUACCCUUAAAACAUUGCAAAUAGUUUUAAUUCUGUCCAUUUAUCUACUUAACUGGUCCUCCGAUUCACUGAAUACAAAUUGCUUGCACAUUAAGUCAAUGUCUCCUUAUGCAUCAAGCUCAUUUUUAUCCCGAAUAACGUUUCAUUGGUACAAUUCAAUGGCCUAUUUGGGUUACCGUAAAACACUUGAAUCAAAAGAUGUCUGGAGUAUUCCAGAACAAUAUGAGACUUCAAAUUUAGAGGCUACUUUUGAUAAUCUAUUGGCAAGAGGUCAGUCAAUUGCAAUCAAAAGUAAGGAAGGACAAAAGCAACAGACUCAAACAACUGGUCUAAAGUAUAACUUAUUUGGCGAGUUCGUCAAAAAAUUUUGGCCAUGGCUGUUCCUCUGUACAUUUUUCAAAUUAAUUGCAAGUCUCUCAGCGAUAGCAAGUCCACAAAUACUUGACUUCAUGUUAACAUUCAUUUCGUCUGAUGAUCCAACUUGGAAAGGAAUUAUUCUUGUAAAAGCAUUAAUAAUAUCAGCCAUACUUCAAUCAAUCUUUGAUUCUCAAUAUGAAUUUUGGAUUCAAGUAACAUCAAUCAAGAUCAGAUCGGCUCUUAUUUCCGUUAUUUAUCGUAAGAGCUUGUUACUUUCUGGAGAAGCUAAGCGCAACUACAAAACAGGACAGAUCGUUAACUUAAUGGCCGUUGAUGUGCAGCACAUAGUUGAUUGUGUCAAUAUGGUUAAUAUCAUUUGGAUUAUUCCGAUACAAUUAACUAUAGCUAAUUUACUUCUUUGGAAACAAUUAGGAGUAGCAACUGUUUCAGGAAUAAUCUGUAUGUUGAUUUUGAUUCCAUUGAAUUUAUUAGUUACGAAUAUUAUCAAGAAAAUUCAGGCUAAAAUAAUGUCUGAAAAGGACCAACGUGCCAAGUUAAUGUCCGAAAUUCUUAAUGGAAUGAAAGUUCUCAAGCUUUAUGCAUGGGAAAAGGUUUUUGCAGAUUUGAUUGUUAUGAUUAGAUCGAGAGAAAUCAAGAAUCUAAAGAGACAAGCUAUUUGGUCUGGAAUUCCUGUAUUUCUGUUCCUUUGUUUCCCGUUCAUUAUUCUUACAGUGAAUCUCGCGACGUUUACUCUAAUUGACUCAAAUAACAUUCUCACUGCAAACAAAGCAUUUGUAUCACUUUCCUUACUCAACAUUUUAAGGCAUCCGAUGGGAAUGUUACCAAUGGUUGUAUCGCAUAUUGCAAAUUUUAUUAUAUCAAUAAAACGAAUAAACGCAUUUCUAAAAUGUGAAGAACUCGAUUCCCAAACGAUUAAACACGAUACAAAUGAAGAAACGCCGAUAACUGUUAAAGAUGCAACUUUCUGUUGGUCGACUCAAGAUGAACCCGUUUUGCAUUCAAUCAACUUGUCGGUUGGCAAAGCAAAGUUAAUUGCCAUCGUUGGACCCAUAGGUAGUGGCAAAUCAUCAUUACUGGCCUCUCUUUUAGGUGAUCUACACAAGGUUAGUGGAUCUGUAAAUGUUUACGGUAAAGUUGGUUAUGUUCCUCAACUCGCAUGGAUUCAAAAUACGACUCUUCGAGACAACAUCAUCUUCGGACAGCCUUAUUGUAAAGCAAAGUUUGACCAAAUCUUGGACGCCUGUGCUCUUCGUCCAGACUUGGCCAUUCUUCCUGCAGAUGAUCUGACCGAGAUCGGAGAAAGAGGUGUUAAUUUGAGUGGAGGUCAAAAGCAGCGGAUCAGCUUUGCUAGAGCUGUUUAUGCAAAUUGUGAUGUAGUUUUGCUGGAUGAUCCAUUAUCAGCAGUUGAUGUUCAUGUCGCAUCUCAUUUAUUCAACCAAGUUAUCGGUCCUAAUGGUUUGUUGAAGGAUAAAACGAGGCUUUUGGUAACUCAUAGACUUUCCUUUUUACCUCAAGUUGAUCAGAUAAUUGUGCUUAAAGGUGGUAAAAUCAGUGAAAUGGGAACUUAUAAUGAAUUGUUGAAACAAAAAGGCGAAUUUUCACAACUUGUUCUCAAUUAUUUAGUCAAUGAUGAUUUCAAUUGUGGAAAUUUAAGUGAAGACUUUGACGAUAAUAUAAAUAAGACAAUGUAUCUGAAUGAGCCUCGAGUUGAUUCAAGUAUUUCUCAGAUCGCUCUCGAUUACGAUCGAAUAUCGCAAGAUUCUUGCGAAUAUCAUAUCGCUAACUGUUUCACAAACAGAAAUGAGUUUGAAAACAACAAAAUGGCUCCCCAAUUUGGAAAUAAACUUGAGAUUGAUUCAAUUAAUCGAUUAAAACAAGUUAUUAAAAAUUUGGAUUCUAAAGAUUUACUCAAAGUACCAGGUCAGUUGAUAGAGAAGGAACAGGCUGAGAUCGGUGGAGUUAAAUGGCGAGUUUACUUGAACUAUUUUAAAACUGUUGGAUUCGGAUUGAUUUCUUGCUCAGUUGGACUUUUCAUCGCUUCAAAUGGAUGUAAUCUUGGUGCCAAUUUAUGGCUAUCGAAAUGGUCCGAAGAUUAUUUAGAUUCUUCAAAGGCUAACGAUACUUCAAUGAGACUCAGUAGAUUGGGUGUCUAUUCAGCAUUAGGUGCUCUUGAUUCCAUUUUUUUCAUUACCAAUGCAAUAAUUUUAAACUUUGCUAUUCUUAAUGGAGCCGUUAAGAUUCAUAAACGAAUGCUACAGAAUAUCAUUCAAUCGCCAAUGGCCUUUUUCGAUACAACACCAAUGGGUAGAGUAUUAAAUCGUUUUACAAUGGAUAUUGAUGUCGCUGAUUAUCGAAUUUCUAUGAGUGUAAGAUUCGUUUUCAAUAACAUGAUAUCAUCAUUAACUUCCAUCAUUGGCAUUGUCAUUGAAAAUGGUUAUGUGAUUAUUGUGAUAGCCAUAGUUUUCUGUGUCUAUCUCAUUCUUCAAAAAUUUUAUCUUGCUUCAUCCAGGCAAUUGAAGCGAAUUCAAUCGAUAACAAGAUCACCGGUUUAUGCUCAUUUUAGUGAAACAAUUACUGGAACAACAUUGAUUCGUACUUAUGGAAUGAACGAUAAGUUUAUCGAGCAAUGUUACCAGAAAGUGGACAUCAAUAAUUCUUGCGUCUUUCUCAACGCUGCCGCCAUCAGAUGGCUUGCAAUCAGACUUGACUUUUUGGGACAAAUAGUUGUUGCUGCUGUUGCUAUUUUUGCUGUUUUAUCUCGUAAUACAACCAACCAAGGUACAAAUGGAUUAGCGCUGAGUUAUGCCUUGUUAAUAACUCAAGCUCUCAACUAUAUGAGUUUUGCCUUUUCGUUGUUGGAAAUCGAUAUGAUUUCGAUCGAAAGGUGCUUAGAGUAUACGGAACUAGAAUCAGAGGCGGACUGGAUAAAUUACACUAAUCGCCCAUCAGACUUUUGGCCUCAUAAAGGUGAAAUCGUUUUCAAAGACUAUUCAACUCGUUAUCGACCCGGACUCGAUAAAAUUUUAAAUAACAUCAACUUGAAAAUAAAAGCAACUGAAAAGGUCGGGAUUGUUGGACGAACUGGAGCCGGAAAAUCAUCUUUAACUUUAGGUCUUUUCAGAUUGAUUGAGCCCUGUACUGGAAUGAUAUCCAUUGAUGGACAAGACAUUUGCACAGUUGGUUUACAUGACUUGAGAUCCAAGUUAACUGUUAUUCCUCAAGAUCUUGUCUUGUUUUCUGCCUCAUUUCGAACUAAUCUAGAUCCAUUCAAUAGACAUUCAGAUUCUGAGAUUUGGAAAGUACUAGAGCAAACACAAUUGAGACAGUUUGUCAAUUCGCAUCCUUCAGGUUUAGAUUAUAUUGUUGCUGAAGGAGGUGAAAAUUUGAGUAUCGGCCAGAGACAAUUAUUUUGUCUUGCUCGAGCUCUACUUCGCCGGUCUAAGAUUUUGGUCCUUGAUGAGGCUACAGCUGCUGUUGACAUCGAAACUGAUAAAAUGAUUCAAUCAACCAUUCGUCGCGAAUUUGCAGACUGUACAAUAAUAACCAUUGCUCAUCGAUUGAACACAAUAAUGGAUUACGACAAAAUCAUUGUUUUGAGUGAAGGCAAACUAAUUGAAUAUGAUUCACCUGCUAAUCUUUUGGCUGAUGUUGACUCUAAAUUUUAUUCAAUGGUCCAAGAAGCUCAACUUUUGUAAUUGCCAAGAAGUUUAUGUAAUCAUCGAUUUCAGCUAAUGACUUCAAUGAAGCGAAAUCCAUCACUGCAUUCACUCAAAAGUAAAAAUCAAGCCGAGAAUUGAAUAUUGUUCUCAUACUACAUGCAUUUACAUUGUUAGACAUUUAUCUCUAUCCGAUUUAAAAAAUAUUUAAGAAUCCUUACAAAAAUUACAAGAAAUAUAAUUUAAUUGAAAUUAAUAACUUUAAAUUCAUUCAAUCAUUUCUUUACAAAAUCAAUUUCUUGAGCUGAUCAUAAUGAGGAUGAAUAUGAGAUAUGAAUAUAUUGAAAUAAUUUACAAGUUAUCAGAAGCACCGAAAGAAUUAGUUUCAUCUCUACCGUUUGAACCCUCCAAGUCCAUGGCUUCCAAAGUCAAAGCUUGAAUGUCCAAGUCCACCAUGACCGUGGCUAGAGUGGCCACAUCCCCAACCUCCCAUCAUGACUGGAUAAGGAAUGUAACCAUGGCCUUGAUUCUGUCCUCCCAAGAUGAUAAUUGAUCCACCUUUUCCUCCUCGAUUGGCCUCAACAUUGGCUAAACAAAUGUAAAUCAAGAAUUAAAUUAUGGUUUAAACAUGAAA
Molecule: messenger RNA, 5310 nt
Organism: Tetranychus urticae (two-spotted spider mite)
Lineage: Eukaryota; Metazoa; Arthropoda; Arachnida; Trombidiformes; Tetranychidae
Product: ATP-binding cassette sub-family C member 3-like
Biological process (GO): transmembrane transport
Cellular component (GO): membrane
Molecular function (GO): ATP binding; ABC-type transporter activity; ATP hydrolysis activity
Source: RefSeq, a predicted model, not a curated record